This is a messenger RNA of Plasmodium fragile, 1242 nucleotides long. RefSeq lists its product as uncharacterized. Lineage: Eukaryota; Apicomplexa; Aconoidasida; Haemosporida; Plasmodiidae. The coding region runs from base 1 to 1242 and encodes 413 amino acids. The record is from RefSeq and is a predicted model, not a curated record. Gene Ontology annotation, molecular function: protein binding. The transcript has a single exon.
AUGAACGAACUACCGUCGGGCAUCAUAAAAGAAAUUUUCAAGUUCCUAACGUACAAGGAUGUGGUGAAAAACAAAAACUGCGUGUGCAAAGAAUUCUAUUGCGCAGUGAAGUACAAUGAUUUGUGGAAAUGCUUCUACGAAAGGGAAUAUGCAGAUGACAUGAUCAACAGAAAAGAAAAUGAUCCCUUUAAGGAGCUCUUUUAUAUAAGACAUGAGGAGAAAAAAAAAAAUAAAUAUGUUUGCUUUCCAAAGUCUGCACAAGAACAAUUCUUAGACAUGGAGGCAUCAUUACUUACCUUGAGAGACAUCUCCUUUGGACAAUUUGAUAUUUCUCAUUUGUACGACCCCGAUAAUUUUAGGAGGGGCAACGAGAUGAAUGGAAGGGAUUACGGAGGUGGUUCUUCAGCUGUGUCCCUUUAUUACACAGGAAGGAGGGAUAAUCAGAAUUGUUUUUUUAACGGGGCCCCUGCAUACAGCGGUAAUGACACGAUAUUGAAUGGUAAGGAUACGUUAUCCCUAUGUGAGCACACUCGUUGUGGAGGGGAGGUGAAGAACCAGGGGAGCCAAUUGGCUUGCACCCGUCACGCGAUGAACGGGAAGCAGAUGAUGAACGAGGACCAGGUGAUGAACAGAAUCGCAGAAGAAUCAAUUUCGAAUGACAAAAUAACACUGAGGGAGAGGGCUUUACCCGAAGAGGAAGACGAAAGCGGACACAUGUGUUCAUUCAAACAUUGCGAAUUUAAAUAUAUUCCAAAGAGUGAUGUGUACAUAUGCACUGAAAGCAAGAAUUAUCACAUAUGUGAUGAUAAAUGUGAGCUAGCUAUUUCAUCGGACAUAGAGUGGGGUUAUUUGGUAUGCCCUUUGUCUGGGAAAAUGUUUGAUUGUUUGUCACAACCACAAUGUAGAAAAAGCUUUAAGAGUGUUAAUUCGACCAUUAAAUACAUUUUGACUUAUGACAUGGGAGCUGGUGGCGCAUUUCAAUACAUCACUCCACAUGAAGAAAAUGAUUCUGACGAUACUUAUGCCCAAGAAAUGGAACCCUCCUUUGCAUACAGAAGAAAAAGAUAUUCACGUAAACGUAUGGAUGAAAAUAGGGUUCAUGCAGGUAUGAUGCAGAAAAGGGGGAAAAAGAAAAGUGGACGCAUUCCCCCUGCCAGUAAAAAUAGCUUCUUCAAAAAGAUACUCGAUUCUUACAUGGGAAACACAAGGGGUUGCACCCGGGGGCCCAUGCGCAAUGGGUAA